AUGUUGCAGGGGCUGCGACGCCGAUUCAUUGACCACGGCUUAGAAGGCAGGACCAAUGUGGACGAGGGUUGGGCAGUUCGCUCUUCAGUGCCUUGGGGUGAAACAGUGCUGGCCUUGUUCUUUUGCGCGCCGGCACCCAGAGCAUGCAGUUUGCUCUGCAGAGCGGGGGUGAAUAGGGCGGUCAACGAGAUGGCACCUUGGCAAAUGGAUUCUUUCCUGCGGAAGAUGUCCUUAAUUCUGGAAGAAGGAGGUCAAGGUAGCUACACCUUGACGGUGAGCAAGGCUGGCUUCGGCCAGCGCGGGCGUCUCUCCAUGGUGGCUCUCAGUGGUGCCAUCGCCUUCCAGGGGGCUGUUGCUCGCUGCCGUUCCGUCCUUUUCGCCAGUGGAACUCUAGCGCCCUUUGCCUUGUUCAAACGCGAGCUUGGGCUUGGUCAAGAACUGGAAGGUACAUCUCUGUUCACCAGGCCAGUUGUAGCAGAUGAGGUUGGACAGUGCUCAUCGGUCACCCGGCGCCUGAAGACUUUUGCCUUCGCCUCGUUGGAAGGACAAAAACUCAGCUCGACGCGGAGCUUCCGGGCGCAGCAGCUGCCGCAGUACCUUACGGCCGUGGGGAAGGUCUUCAAGGAGCUGUUGCCGGUGGUCCCUCAUGGCAAACUGGUCUUCUUCCCUUCCCACGAACAGCUGAACGAUGCCGUUUCGCAUUGGCGCAGCACGGGCCUUCUGGAACGGCACCAGCUUCUGGGCUUGGAGAGGUUCUGCGGCAUCCCGGUGGUGGUGGAAAGCUCCGGUCUCAGCAGCGAAGCUGCUGCGAGCCUGGUCACCCACUACCGGCAGCUGGCGGCGCAGCCGGAGGGCGCCGUGCUGCUGGCAGUGAUGCGUGGCCGUUGUGCCGAGGGGGCGGACUUUAAGGACGAUGCGGCCAGGGCUGUGGUGGUGGUGGGGGUGCCUUUUCCAAGCAUGGACACCGAAGUGAAACUGAAGAUGGAAUACGAGGGCCACAACGGCUCGGCUUGGUACGAGGCUGAGGCUUACCGCUCAGUGUCACAGGCUGCUGGGAGAUUGCUGCGACAUCAAAACGACUAUGGGGCGCUGCUGUUAUUGGAUGGUCGCUUCACAGCUCAGCCAGCACAACUUUCUGGUUGGCUACGACACGAACUUCGUCAACAGUCUUGCAGAGGCAAUUUGACCAUGGCCAUCUUGAGAACAAUCGCUGAAGAGAUGACCCACUUCUUUCUGAGAAAUGAAGCUGCAGAACUGGCCGUCCAUCGCCCCAAAAUGGCGCAGCAACACCUGGAGAUUCCGAAGGAAAACCCACCAUUUCGGAUGCCUCCAAUGGCGCGUUUUGGCGCCACUGCGGCGCUUCUUUUCAUUUUUGGACGGGUGCAGGCCACUGAUGCUACAUGCCGUGCUGAAGCGUGCUUUGAUGAUGAAGAGGGCAAGCAGAUGCGAUUGGAACUUUUGCAGCGCAGAGUGGAGAUGAGUCCUCACCCCGGUCACCGUUCUAAGAGCCGAGAGGAGAAGGUGCCUGCCGUGAUUUCUUCCAUGUACACCUUCGGCGCCCCGGCGGUGUCGCGGCCCGCCAUGCCGGACCUGAAUCAGGCGGACCACUGCUUUCGGGGCCUGCGAACUUACACAGAGAACAAACUGGCCGGUGGCGGUCGGCAAGUGGAUGCUGCCUCCAUGUUUGAUGCUUAUGCCCAUCCCACCAUCAGCACGCUGGCGCUCGACUGGGGCCAGGACUGUGGCGAAAAUGGAAGGACUCCUUCUAUCAACCCUGCCCCGGAGAAGCUGCGUGGCCCAAAGGAGGAGGGGCUGCCGACUGGGGCUUGCACUCUGAGACUCACUAUGCGCCGCGCCUUCAGGCGCCCCGUGUGCCUAUCCUUCGCUCAGUUGAAGGAGUUCAGUAGUUAUUGGAGUUCGAAAGCCACCUUAAUCGAGGCCGUGACGAUCGAUGGGGUGAAGAUGGCAACGGAAGAACCCUUUAAGACGGCCAAUGAGAUGGUGACACUGGCAUACAAGAGCUACGACUCGGUACCCAACACCAUCAAGGACGACUAUGCUGCCGCAUGGCGCAUUUGCCUUUGGUUUGUGGGUUUUGUUGCGAGUAGAACUGUGGAAACGUUGAGUGUUUGUGUUGCAUUUCAGCUGCAACUUGAUAUCGCCAAGGCUAUGGAAUUCUGA
Molecule: messenger RNA, 2181 nt
Organism: Cladocopium goreaui
Lineage: Eukaryota; Dinophyceae; Suessiales; Symbiodiniaceae
Source: the annotation of a GenBank genome assembly